UCCGGUUUAGAAAAAUAACCAAAAAGGUCAAAAUAUCAGAUGAAAACUUAAAAUAUGCAUUGUUUUAGUUUAGAACCGGGUUGAAAAAUGAAUAUGUGUUAUUCAUAAUGCCAUAAGCGCAUUAUACUUGCCACACUCAGGAUAAAUUUAUAAGUUAAAUGAAAUGUCAUGAACAAUACGAGAAAAUCUAGUCGGACGAUUCCGAGUGUCAAAAGACAAAAAAUGGAAGAUGUCAACACAGAUGAAGAAACUGGUAUGACCAUCACUUCCUUAUCAGCCGAAGGGAAUUCAGAACUAUCGGAUGGAUUUGUGGCAAGCAUAGCUGGUCAUUCUAGCUUAUGUAAUAGGGAAAAACAAUAUGUAGAUGUUGCUUCAUCCAGAGAAAAUUGUUAUAUUCUUAAAGAUGAUAAUGCAAUUCAAAGGCCUGAUAAUUUGGAUAUUGUUGGAGUUACUGGAGAUAUGAAUGAUGUAAACAAUGAUGAAGAACAUGAUAGUAAAGGGAAUGAAAAAAGGGGUAGUGGACAGAUCGAGGUAUCGAAGGAAAUGAAUGAUAUUUACAAUGUUAACAUACUUGAUAAUGGAGAAAAUGAAAAAAGAACUGAAGAAUUGAAUGAUUUUAAUACAUUGAAUGUUAACUUACAUGAUUGUAAAGAAAAUGAAAGAAGAACUGAAGAAAUGCAUGAUAACAAUGUUAACAUACAUUAUAGUGGAGAAGAUGAAACUGAAAGUGGUGGAAAUGUUAAAGUGAAUAAAGAAUUAAGAGACUCAGAGAAAGCCAUUAAAGGAAUGCAAAGUAGCAGUGUGAAUGAAAUCACAUGCUUCAAACCACAGUUGGCUCCGGACUGGAGCCCAGUUUCUUCUAAUUCUGUUGAAAAUAUUCAAGCUAUGGCAGAGACUAAUUAUCAAAGAAAGAAACUUGCUAUUGGCGCCUUUGGUACAAGAUUGGAGCAGUCUUUAGGUGCUAGAGGAGGUGAACAACUCGAGAAAAAUGAAGCUGUUAUUGAUGCUAGUGAUGAUUUGUAUGGUGUUGUUGAAGAUACAUUUGAGAGCAAUCAAAUUCUGAAAAGUGCUAAGGAAAUAGGCAAGAGUGGUGUUCAGAAAUCUUUGUUUAAGCUUGAAAGUGAUGACAAAGAACAUACCAUACAUGAUAGAACUUUAGAAAGUUUUGAUGGAAAAUUAGGGUCAUCUAAUGUGAAUGAAAACAGUUCAAGGACAAGGACAUUAGGUACUUAUAGUGCAGAAGGUUUUAAGACAAGUGCAGGAGAAGAAUUGUAUGUAAAUUUAGAAUUAUUUCAUCAAGAUGAUGAUGAACAACAAGUUGAAAGUUUUGAGAAUCAGUUAAAAGAUGAUGAUGAAAUAGAGAGAAACAGGAACAAUUGUAAUAAUGUUAGAUUAGAAAAACCUAAAUUUAGUAUUCAUCCAUCUGCUUCAAGCAGACAGACCAAUAGGUUGCCUGAAUUCGUUAAUGCAAAGCCUGACAGUGAUCAGCAUGACAAUUUAAAUGAGGUUAAAGGGAAUGAAACUGUUAGACCUAUUCAGAAAAGACCUGUGGUGCUUGAAGCUAACACUAGCGGUGUUGCUGAGAUCCUUUCUGACUCAGGUUUCAUUGAAAUGUUUUCUAACAGUGUAAUGGCAAAUGCAAUAAAUAGGCAUGACAACACGAGGAGAAAUUAUCCAAGUUUUGAAAGGAGUGGAGUGACUGAAACAUUUAUUUCUCAAAAUCCUAGUAGUAGCAGAUCAUAUUCCGAUUUUAAUUUUCCAAGGCCAAAAACCUCCAAGGAGGUGUUGCAGUCAAUAGGAAAGAGCAAGACUGCAUCAUCCUACUCUAGUCAAACUGCAGAAUAUUCAGAAGUUGCAAUAGACUCAAGUCUGAAUGUUGAAUUGUUAGGCACAAAAGAAAAUGAUGCAAGUGCUAAUAAACUUAACAUAAAUGAUCUACAUUACCCUCUAUUAGUGCAAAUUUUUCAGAACUUCAAUGUGUAUGAAUUGUUAAGGGUUGUUUGUCGUGUCUGCACAACUUGGUAUAAUGUAACCCGUGAUGCUGAUCUCUGGUUGGCAGUCAACCUGACCAAUCAACAUCGAGUUACAGAUGAAAAUUUCCUAAAGCUGGUUAGGCAAAGCAACGACAGGAUUCAAACCAUCAACCUGACCGACUGUCGACUGAUCUCAUCUUAUGGGGUACUUCACCUGUUGAACUUUGCCACUCGAUUGACUACAUUAAAACUUAUCAGGUGUUUUGACAUAAUGGACUCAGCAUUUGAGAGUGCCGAAAGGCAGAGCCUGGCUUUACGACAUGUGUAUUUGGAUGGCUGCUGUAAAGUGACAGAUGAUGCACUCACUAUGUUGCUUCCUUCAUGUCCUGAACUGCGUACACUUCAUUUGAACCAGUGCCCCAAAAUCACGGACAGGACCAUGUUGAUCAUUGCAAGGUAUUGCCCCAAACUACAAGAGCUGCAACUUGAUCACUGCAGUAGGGUAACAGAUGCUGGCCUUUCAUCCAUAACCAAAAGCUGUACAGACAUGCGUAACCUUAACCUGAUGUCAUGCGGCAUCUCCGACGAUUGCGGAAUAUACCUGGCCAAGCUGCCAAAAUUGACAAACCUUGACCUUUCCAAUCUGCCAAGACUGACGCCAGACACUGUGACCUAUAUCUCGUCCCAUUGCAAGAAUAUCAGAUGUCUGAACCUCUCUCUCAAUGCAAUCAUUAAUGAUGACUGCUUGGAGGCUCUCAGUAAGAAUCUGCCGGGAUUAUGGAGGCUGUACUGUGUUUCCUGUUGUAUAAGUGAUAGAGGCAUAGCAGCAGUAGCCACAAACUGCCCGUUCCUGAAGUGUCUUGACAUAGGCUGGUGUCAGGAUAUUACUGACAUUGGUGUUAAAAGUGUAACCAGUCAGUGUGCGUAUUUGGAAUACCUCGGACUUAUUCGUUGUGACAAGGUUACCUUGGCAACUAUGGAACAAUUGGUGUUGAAAUAUCCAAGAGUUAACUUUUCUACUUUCAUUUUGGAGUCGAGGAGAUUGCUAGAGCGGGCAAGAAGGGAGGGAUACGUUUUUGAUGUUGAAAUUUCAAAAUGAACAUAUGGGGAACAAAUUUAUUUAUUGUUAUUAAAUGAGAUUUACUUUA
Molecule: messenger RNA, 3121 nt
Organism: Mya arenaria
Lineage: Eukaryota; Metazoa; Mollusca; Bivalvia; Myida; Myidae
Product: homeobox-like protein HDP1
Exons: 8
Coding region: 169-3072 (967 amino acids)
Biological process (GO): SCF-dependent proteasomal ubiquitin-dependent protein catabolic process
Cellular component (GO): SCF ubiquitin ligase complex
Molecular function (GO): protein binding
Source: RefSeq, a predicted model, not a curated record